CUUCAGUCGUCGCCGCUACUUAAUUGGAUUGGUGGAAGUUUCUGUCGAUCGUAUUUUAUUGACCCGCCCACGCUAUAAGACCCACCCCAUACGAGUGCCUCACUGAUCUGGAAGCUUCGUUGUCCCGGUGUUCAUCCAACAUGCUCGGCCAGCAGGUGCUCGUACUAAACCAGAACGUGAAGAGAGAGUCAGGACGUAAAGUCCAGACAGGAAACAUCAAUGCUGCCAAGACCAUCGCUGAUGUCAUCAGGACGUGUCUGGGCCCCCGUGCCAUGAUGAAGAUGCUGCUUGAUCCCACUGGAGGCAUUGUCAUGACCAAUGAUGGAAAUGCCAUCCUGCGAGAGAUCCAGGUGCAGCAUCCUGCUGCUAAAUCAAUGAUUGAGAUCAGCCGCACUCAAGAUGAAGAGGUGGGAGAUGGAACCACGUCUGUCAUCAUCCUGGCUGGAGAGAUGCUAGCGGUAGCGGAGCAGUUCCUGGAGCAGCAGAUGCAUCCGACUGUCAUCAUCAGUGCUUACAGGCGAGCGUUGGAGGACAUGUUGGAGACUUUGAGGGAGAUCAGCAUCCCCGUGGACACGGCAGAUCGCUCCAUGAUGCUGAAGAUCGUGCACUCGGCCAUCAACACCAAAGCUCUGAGCCGCUGGUCGCAGCUGGCGUGUGGCAUGGCCUUGGACGCCGUGGUCACCGUGGAGAUGGACGACAACGGCCGCAAGGAGAUUGACAUCAAGAAGUACGCCAAAGUGGAGAAGGUUCCAGGAGGGAUCAUCGAGGACUCGUGCGUGCUGAGAGGCGUGAUGGUCAACAAGGACGUGACGCAUGCACGCAUGAGACGCACCAUCAAAGAUCCUCGCAUCGUCCUCUUGGAUUGCUCGCUGGAGUACAAGAAGGGCGAGAGCCAGACGGACAUCGAGAUUAGUAAGGAGGAAGACUUUGCCAGGAUCCUGCAGAUGGAGGAAGAAUACAUCCAGCAGAUGUGUGAGGACAUCAUCCGUGUCAAACCUGACCUGGUCUUCACUGAGAAGGGCGUCUCAGACCUGGCUCAGCACUACCUGAUGAAGGCCAACAUCACCGCCAUUCGUCGUGUCAGGAAGACGGACAACAACCGCAUCGCUAGGGCGUGCGGCGCUCGCAUUGUCAGCCGCACCGAUGAGCUGCGUGAGGAAGACGUGGGGACGGGGGCGGGGCUGUUUGAGGUGAAGAAGAUUGGAGACGAGUACUUCACGUUCAUCACUGAGUGCAAAGACCCCAAAGCGUGCACCAUUCUGCUGAGAGGCGCCAGCAAGGAGAUCCUCGCCGAGGUGGAGAGGAACCUGCAGGAUGCCAUGCAGGUGUGUCGGAACGUCAUGCUAGAGCCCUUCCUGCUGCCUGGCGGUGGUGCUGUGGAGAUGGCUGUGUCCAAGCGUCUGAUGGAGCGUUCUCGCGCCUUGGUGGGCGUGGAGCAGUGGCCCUAUCGAGCUGUGGCGCAGGCGCUGGAGGUCAUCCCCCGGACGCUGAUCCAGAACUGCGGCGCCUCCACCAUUCGUGUGCUAACGUCAUUGAGGGCCAAGCACACGCAGCAGGACAGCGCUGUCUGGGGCGUGGAUGGCGAGACAGGCUCUCUGACCGACAUGGCGGCCGCAGGCAUCUGGGAGCCGCUGGCUGUCAAAGCACAGACGUACAAAACGGCUGUGGAGACGGCCAUCUUGUUGCUGCGCAUCGACGACAUCGUGUCAGGUCACAAGAAGAAAGACAAGGACGAGCCCAUGGGUGGACCUGGCACCGAAUAAAUCCAUUAAUCAAUAAAAUCUUCAGAAAAACA
Messenger RNA from Dunckerocampus dactyliophorus (ringed pipefish), 1795 nucleotides. RefSeq names its product chaperonin containing TCP1, subunit 3 (gamma) (gene cct3). Gene Ontology annotation, cellular component: chaperonin-containing T-complex. Gene Ontology annotation, molecular function: ATP-dependent protein folding chaperone; ATP hydrolysis activity; ATP binding. The transcript is spliced from 14 exons. Lineage: Eukaryota; Metazoa; Chordata; Actinopteri; Syngnathiformes; Syngnathidae. Bases 141 to 1763 code for a protein of 540 amino acids. Gene Ontology annotation, biological process: protein folding. The record is from RefSeq and is a predicted model, not a curated record.